AUGAAGACUGUCUCCAUUCUCGCCGCCUCCGCUUUCCUGGCCAGUGGAGCUGCUGCUGCCACCGCUUACGGCGAGCGCAAGUUGAUUGUCGGUGGAGAGGCCGUCCCCACCAACUCCAAGUUGUACACCGUCGGCAUUCGAGAGGACCCCUUCGACCCGAAUUUCUGCGCGGGAGCUCUCAUCUCGCUAACCCACGUGCUGACCUCCCCCAACUGUGUCAAUGGCACCUCCCCCAGUCUUUGGGUCUCGGUGGGAUCCAACUACAUCAUCGGCGUGGAUGGCGAGAUGAACAAGGUCGUGUCAGCCAAGACCCACCCCAAGUUCGACAACGACUACGUCUCGUACGCGUUCGCCGUACUCGAACUGGAGCUCCCUGUCAACAAAGUUAAGCCUGUGCAGCUCGCCGAUGCCGACGACCCCCAUGUUGAGGUGGGCACGGUGGUCACGUCUGUGGGUUUGGGCUUCACGUCGGUCUCCUCGGAUGGAUCGGUGCAAUCCGAACUGCAGCGCAUGGACGUCAGGCUUUGGGGUGAAGAGGAGUGUUCAUCUCGGUCGGAGGCCACGCUGUGCGGUAGUGCUGGUGAAGGUAAGGGCGUUUGCCUUGGUGACUCUGGGAACCCUCUCAUCGUUGAGUCGGAAACUGGAAAGGAUUCGGACGACGUUCUGCUAGGCGUGCUGGUCGGAUCCGAGUUUGCAGCAGAGACGCUGGAGAUGGCCAAAGCGGCGACGAUGAGCACCUGA
Messenger RNA from Phytophthora sojae, 741 nucleotides. RefSeq names its product serine protease trypsin-like protein. Gene Ontology annotation, molecular function: serine-type endopeptidase activity. The transcript has a single exon. The record is from RefSeq and is a predicted model, not a curated record. The coding region runs from base 1 to 741 and encodes 246 amino acids. Lineage: Eukaryota; Oomycota; Peronosporomycetes; Peronosporales; Peronosporaceae. Gene Ontology annotation, biological process: proteolysis.